Molecule: messenger RNA, 1352 nt
Organism: Ilex paraguariensis (yerba mate)
Lineage: Eukaryota; Viridiplantae; Streptophyta; Magnoliopsida; Aquifoliales; Aquifoliaceae
Source: the annotation of a GenBank genome assembly
ACUUGUAGUCCACACCAACCUCAAAGUCUUCAUCAUCUUUCUCUAUGGCAACCAUUCUAAUCCUCUUUUCAGUAGCAUGUCUCUUUAUGAACACUGAAUCCAUCAGCCGAGCAGAUUUCCCAGACGGGUUCAUCUUUGGAACUGCUUCUUCGGCCUACCAGUUUGAAGGGGCUGUCAAUGAAGGAAACAAGGGGACUAGCAUAUGGGACACCUUCUCAAAGCAACCUGGAAGGAUCUUGGACUUCAGCAAUGCCAAGACGGCUGUUGACCAAUACCAUCGGUUUAAGAGCGAUAUAGACUUGAUGAAGGACUUGGGGAUGGAUGCUUACAGGUUCUCAAUAUCAUGGUCAAGAAUCUUCCCAAAUGGAACAGGGGAACCAAAUCACGCCGGAAUAGAAUACUACAACAACUUGAUAGAUGAUUUACUGGAAAAAGGAAUUCAGCCCUAUGUGACUCUGUACCAUUGGGAUCUCCCGCAGAUGCUUGAAGAUAGAUAUGAAGGAUGGUUAAACGAUCAGAUAGUAAAGGACUUUGAGCAUUAUGCUUUCAUCUGUUUCAAAGCUUUUGGGGAUAGAGUAAAGUAUUGGCUCACCUUCAAUGAGCCUCACUCCAUUGUACUUCAAGGUUAUGACCUAGGGUUUCAAGCUCCAGGAAGGUGCUCUAUCCUCGGUCAUUUAUUAUGUAGGAAAGGACAAUCAUCCAUUGAACCGUACAUAGUAGCUCACAACAUUCUCUUGUCUCAUGCUGCUGCAUAUCAUAGUUACCAGCAUAAUUUCAAGAAGCUGGUGGCUGAGAGACUACCUGAGAUCAAACCAGAGGUUUCAAGUUUACUAGUUGGGUCCCUGGACUUUGUAGGCAUAAAUCAUUACACCACGUUGUAUGCCCGGAAUGACAGAACUCGGAUUGAGAAAUUCAUAUUGCAAGACGCUUCAUCCGAUGCAGCUGCCAACUCUCAUUGGCUACACAUAGUGCCGUGGGGCAUCAGAAAACUAGCAAAAUAUGUAAGGGACAGGUAUGGGAACCCACCAAUGGUCAUCACAGAAAAUGGUAUGGAUGAUCCAAAUAAACCUCAUAUAGCUUUAAACAAGGCUUUACAGGAUGAUAAGAGAAUAAGAUACCACAGGGACUAUCUCUCAAACCUAUCUGCUGCUAUAAGGCAAGACAACUGUGAUGUACGUGGUUAUUUUGUCUGGUCCUUGCUUGACAACUGGGAAUGGAACAUGGGUUAUUCUGCCCGCUUUGGCUUAUACUAUAUAGACUACAGAAAUAAUCUUACAAGGAUUCCAAAGGCUUCUGCUAAGUGGUUCAGAAAUAUGCUGAGAUUGGACAGUGAUCUGAGAAACCAGCUAUAG